UCGCAUGAGCCAACUUGGGCAGAACUUUGGAAACGCAUUCGUCGGCUCUCGCCCUAUUUGUGGCCACACAAGAAUGGAUACCUCCAAUUGCUUGCCAUGUUGUGCAUCUUCAUUCUGGUGCUUGGCCGUGUCAUUAACCCCGUCAUGCCGAUUGUUCUUGGUGAACUUGUUAGUGUUCUUGAAGGUCAAUCGAAGAGAUCCCCUUGGCCACUCUUGUUUGGAUAUGUCGGCCUCCGAUUCUUGCAAGGAAGUGGCGGGUUAGCUGCGAUUCGUGACGUACGUUAUUAUUGUCUUUGGGCCCCAGUGAUGCAAUAUUCCGAUAGCGAAAUGUCCCAGCUAUCCUUCGACCAUCUGCUGAAUCUUUCUUUCGCCUGGCACACUCGCCGUAAGACUGGAGAAAUUUUGCGCGUUCUUGACCGUGGUGCCGCCAUCAAUCACACAUUUGAGCUCCUCUUAUUCAACAUUGCUCCGACUUUUGUUGACAUAUUAGUGGCUCUCGUUGCCUUUUGUAUCCUCUUUGAUUGGACCCUCGCAUGCGUGAUUUUCCUCGUCAUGUUUGCAUAUGUUGCGGCAAGCGUGAUUCUUACUCAGUGGAGAACCAGGCUCAGACGCCAGAUGAAUGAUCGUGAUGUUUUGACUCGCGGAAUCCACACUGACUGUCUUCUCAAUUACGAGACAGUCAAGUACUUCGGGGGAGAAGAACACGAAGGAGGCCGAUACAGGGAAGCUAUUCGGGAAUACCAGGCUUUAGAAUAUAAGGUUAUCGUCUCCUUGAACCUCUUGAAUUUGGUCCAGAAUUCCAUCAUCACCAUCGGUCUAUUGAUUGGAUCUUUAAUCGUCGUUCGUGGGAUCAUCGCCAAGGGAGAACCCCACGCUAGCAAAUUUGUCAUAUUUAUCACCUAUCUCGCACAGUUGUAUACACCUUUAAAUCAGCUGGGCUACAUCUAUCGAUCAGUAAAUCAGUCGCUUGUCGACACGGAACGUCUUUUGGCAUUAUUAAAUGAACCAACGGAGGUCAACGACAAGCCUAACGCGCCAGAACUCAUGGUCACUGCUGGAGAAAUAGAGUUUGAAAACGUCAACUUUUCGUACGACUUUCGAACAACGGCGCUAAACGGAGUGUCAUUCAAGGUUCCUAAAGGUUCUUCAGUGGCUCUUGUGGGCGAGUCGGGGGCUGGCAAGUCGACCAUCUUACGGUUGCUCUAUCGAUUUUACGACCUUCAGGAUGGAGGUGGAAGGAUUUUGAUUGAUGGUCAGGAUAUCAGGGACGUAACACAGAAAAGUUUGCGCCAAGCGAUCGGUGUGGUGCCACAAGACUCCGUUUUAUUCAACUCGAGCAUUGCGUACAAUAUUGGAUAUGGAAAGUUCGGCUCCUCCUCCGAAGAGAUCGAAGCAGCCGCGAGGUCCGCCCAGAUGCACGAACGCAUCAUGAGCUUCCCAGACGGAUACGCCACAAAAGUCGGCGAGCGUGGUGUAAGGUUGAGUGGUGGAGAGAAGCAGAGAGUUGCGAUUGCGAGGACUUUAUUAAAAAAUCCUCCAAUUCUACUUCUGGAUGAGGCUACAAGCGCACUGGAUACCUCUACAGAGAAAGACAUCCAGAAAGCUCUUCAGAAUCUCAUGAAGGGAAGGUCUUCAUUGUCGAUUGCCCACCGCCUCUCCACCAUUGCCUCUGCGGACUUAAUCUUGGUCCUUAAGGAUGGCCAUAUCGUCGAACAGGGCACACACAAAGAGCUGAUGGCUCUCGAUGGAAUAUUCGCUUCGAUGUGGGCCGAUCAGGUUUCUUCUACUGAGGAUCCUCCCGUCUCCAUCGGUGAA
Laccaria bicolor S238N-H82 is the source of this 1815-nucleotide messenger RNA. RefSeq lists its product as uncharacterized. Gene Ontology annotation, biological process: transmembrane transport. Gene Ontology annotation, cellular component: membrane. The record is from RefSeq and is a predicted model, not a curated record. The transcript has 16 exons. The annotation marks the transcript as partial. NCBI's taxonomy places the organism in Eukaryota, Fungi, Basidiomycota, Agaricomycetes, Agaricales, Hydnangiaceae. Gene Ontology annotation, molecular function: ATP hydrolysis activity; ABC-type transporter activity; ATP binding.